Exaiptasia diaphana is the source of this 886-nucleotide messenger RNA. Its product is annotated as probable E3 ubiquitin-protein ligase DTX3. NCBI's taxonomy places the organism in Eukaryota, Metazoa, Cnidaria, Anthozoa, Actiniaria, Aiptasiidae. The coding region runs from base 116 to 667 and encodes 183 amino acids. The transcript is spliced from 2 exons. The record is from RefSeq and is a predicted model, not a curated record. Gene Ontology annotation, biological process: Notch signaling pathway; protein ubiquitination.
UCAGAAAGACAAAUGCCCUGUGUGCCUAGCAUGUAUCUACCAGCCUGAAACCUUACCCAAGUGCAAACAUACAUUUUGUAAGCGAUGUCUCCAAGAAGCCUUGAAGAAGUCACCAAUGUGUCCACUGUGUAGAGAUCCAGUACAAAAAACCUCUGGCAAACGGUCCAAAGGUACCAUGGUACAUCGUUCAGAGUCACUCCGCUUGGGAGCCCGGUAUGAAGGCAGUGGUGCUAUGAUGUAUAAUGAUACACUGCCGAUAUCUACAGACGGACAACCCAAAGGUACCAUGCAACAUCGUGUACAGCCUUUCAACUUGCCAGGGUAUGUACAUUGUGGAACUAUAUUGAUACAGUACUCAAUGAACAGUGGCAUUCAAGGCCCGCAACAUCCAAACCCUGGUCAGCGGUAUGAUGGCACUUCUCGUACUGCCUAUCUCCCUGACAACCAUCAAGGUCGUGAAGUCAUGAGGCUGUUAAGGAGAGCCUUUGAUCGUGGAUUGGUGUUUACGGUAGGACGGUCAAUGACGUCAGGAUAUGAUAAUCAGAUAGUAUGGGGGGAUAUUCCACAUAAGACGUGCAUCAAUGGCGGUCCUUCCAAUUAUGGAUAUCCAGAUUCAACGUAUUUAACCGAGGUUCAACAAAUGCUUAAAGCUAUACUAAAUACCUGAAUGAAUGCAUUUCCACUGAUAGAAUUGACUGAGACGAAUUGUUGGUGGCACCCCUCAUGAUCAGUACUGUUUUAAUAAUAUUGUUCUUUAUCAACAAGGAACAUUAUUAGCAUAUAUAUUUAGCCGUAGAACUGGUCAUACUAAAUUGUUCAAUUAAAAUUGCAGUUUCUAUUGGCUUUUGUUGUAUAAAAGAUUGAAAUAAAAUCUAGUUAGCUAUGU